UUGUUUGUUUUUCUCUUUCUUUUUCUUUUUCUUCUUUCCUUUCUUUCUUUUUAUGCUAUUAUUAUAUUUUAACAUAUAUAUUUAUGUUAUUGCACAUAAAUAAAAUAAACUACAUAAAGCAGGAAGAACCAUGAAACAAUCAGGAAUUAUAUAACUGUUACAUUCAUCGUGAUUUGGCUAUUUGUAUUUGGCAAAGUUGAAAUAAACAUCUUUCCAAUGGGCAAUCCUUUUCUCCAACAUGGCGCCAAAAGCAAAGAAGGAAACUCCUGCCCCACCCAAAGCCGAAGCCAAAGCAAAGGCCUCGAAAGCUAAGAAGGCAGUGUUGAAAGGCGUCCACAGCCAUAAGAAGAAGAAGAUCCACAUGUCACCCACCUUCCGGGGGCCCAAGACCCUGCGGCUACAGAGGCAGUGCAAAGACCCUCAAAAGAGUGUACCCAGGAGGAACAAGCUUGACCACUAUGCCAUCAUCAAAUUCCCCCUGACCACCAAGUCAGCCAUGAAGAAGAUAGAGGACAACAACACACUAGUGUUCACUGUGGGUGUCAAGGCUAACAAGCACCAGGUCAAACAGCCCAUGAGGAAACUCUGUGACAUCGAUGUGGCCAAUGUCAAUGUCCUGAUAAGGCCUGAUGGAGAGAAAAAGGCGGGUGUUCGACCGCCUCCUGAUUAUGAUGCUCUGGAUGUUGCCAACAAGAUUGGGAUCAUCUAAACUGAGUCCAGCUGGCUAAUUCUAAAUACACACUUU
Acomys russatus (golden spiny mouse) is the source of this 745-nucleotide messenger RNA. Its product is annotated as 60S ribosomal protein L23a-like. The transcript has a single exon. Gene Ontology annotation, cellular component: cytosolic large ribosomal subunit; ribosome. The record is from RefSeq and is a predicted model, not a curated record. Lineage: Eukaryota; Metazoa; Chordata; Mammalia; Rodentia; Muridae. Gene Ontology annotation, molecular function: structural constituent of ribosome. Gene Ontology annotation, biological process: translation; ribosomal large subunit assembly. Bases 239 to 709 code for a protein of 156 amino acids.